CCUUUAUAACCUCCGGUAGGAGUAAUAGUGUUCUGUGUUUAUAACACUCUUCUUUGACACUCUUUGGUAGUUUUUAAAUGGCGGUGGCGUUUGUUGGGAUAUGAACUAUUGAUUUUUGUGAAAUUAUAUAUUUGGAUAUAAAUAUCCAAAAUAAAACUAUUAGUUCAGUACUGUUAAUUUUUAUAGUGCAUAUUAUUUCAGUGAUUAAGUAGUGAAAAGUUAUUUAUAUGACUGGACAUUUUGCAAAGCUUGAUAAUUACUCGUUAGCACAGAUCAAUUUAUACACGUAAAUAUAUUUUGUCAUGUUACAUAAAAAAGUAACGAACUGUUAUUUACGGAAAUGUCUGUGCACUAUAAAUUCAAAAGUGCUUUGGAUUAUGACACCGUUACCUUUGAUGGACUACAUAUAUCAGUAGGCGACUUAAAAGCUGCUAUUUCACAACAAAAGCGCAUAGGAAAAACUUCAGAUUUUGAUCUUCAGAUAACAAAUGCUCAGACAAAAGAAGUUUAUGUAGAUGAUAAUACCUUAAUUCCAAAGAAUACAUCCCUUCUUGUGGCCAGAGUCCCCCUUUCACAGCAACCAAAGAAACAGUGGGAAGGUUCUGGCAAUAGUCAGACUGCACUUCAAAACGAUGUCUCAGUUAAUAAGGGAUUGGCAGAUUUGUCUCGCAUGGAAGGUAGCGAGCAGGAUAAAAUUAAUGCUAUGAUAUCACAGUCAACAUUUGAUUAUGAUCCCAGCAAUUAUCAAAAAAUCAGAGGACAGAAUCAACGUGGAGCGGUUCCGUCUAAUUAUAUUUGCUACAAGUGCCAGAAGAAGGGACAUUGGAUCAAAGAUUGUCCUGCUGCUAAUUCAGGUGAUCCAAUAGAGAUACGAAGAAGUACAGGGAUACCUCGUAGUUUUAUGGUACCAGUAGAUGGUCCCAAAGCCCCAGGAGCCAUGAUGACUCCAAGUGGAACCUUUGCUGUUCCAGCUGUAGACCAUGAGGCUUACCUGGCAUCUGAGAAUGCCGGUGGUGCAGAUACUCCUACAAAUGCUCCAGUGGCUCCUGAACCUACAAUUCCAGAUGAGCUUUUGUGCAGCCUCUGCAGAGAUCUACUUACAGAUGCUGUUAUGAUUCCCUGCUGUGGAAAUUCAUUUUGUGAUGAAUGUAUUCGUGGAGCUCUUUUAGAAUCAGAAGAUCACGAAUGUCCAGAUUGUCGAGAAAAGGAAAUUGCACCAACAACAUUAAUACCUAAUAGGUUUUUAAGGAACUCAGUGUCCGCAUUUCGCAAUCAGACGGGAUACUGUAGGAGAGCUCCACACAGGCCAUCUGCUGGGCCACCCAAUAUAGAAGCACCUGCACCCGCACCGGUUCAGCCAGUAAAUGGACCCGUGCAGCCCGUCCCUCCAAAUAACGAUGCGGGCGUGGCGAGGGAACCGCGCGAGGGGAGGGUGCGCGGUGAUGAGUCGGACGGCUCGGCCGACGACAACAUCACCGUGACCGUGCCGCCGGCUCACGCGCACCACACGCACCACGCUCCGCCCGCCGUACACGCGCACCACGCGCACCAAGCGCCGCCUGCCGUACACGUGCAUCACGCGCACCACGCGCCGCCGCCCGUCGCGCAUGCUCGCCACGCGCACAUCGCGCCCCACGAUCGACACGCGAACGUACAUCGCUCGUCGCGCUACGGUACAAUCGCUAUACCGCUAUGCAUGACAUAAGCUAUUCGAUGAACCAUUUGUCUGAUAUAUGUUGUAUACGAAAAUUAAAAGUAGUGCUUAAUAAAUUAUAAUAUCGUUUACGUUUAUCUGUAAUUGUAAGUCACCUAUUCGAUAUCUCUAGGUUAAAUAUUAUGAAAAUAAAAUAACACAAAACACGUC
This is a messenger RNA of Melitaea cinxia (Glanville fritillary), 1864 nucleotides long. RefSeq names its product E3 ubiquitin-protein ligase RBBP6-like. The coding region runs from base 341 to 1705 and encodes 454 amino acids. Gene Ontology annotation, molecular function: nucleic acid binding; zinc ion binding; ubiquitin protein ligase activity. Lineage: Eukaryota; Metazoa; Arthropoda; Insecta; Lepidoptera; Nymphalidae. Gene Ontology annotation, biological process: mRNA processing; protein ubiquitination; ubiquitin-dependent protein catabolic process. Gene Ontology annotation, cellular component: nucleus. The transcript has 9 exons. The record is from RefSeq and is a predicted model, not a curated record.